Pistacia vera is the source of this 891-nucleotide messenger RNA. RefSeq lists its product as uncharacterized. The record is from RefSeq and is a predicted model, not a curated record. Gene Ontology annotation, biological process: shoot system development; root development. NCBI's taxonomy places the organism in Eukaryota, Viridiplantae, Streptophyta, Magnoliopsida, Sapindales, Anacardiaceae. The transcript has a single exon. The coding region runs from base 1 to 891 and encodes 296 amino acids.
AUGGUAGGCGUGUUCAAGCGUUCUCUUUCGUUUCCGAACAAACAUCCCAACCGUCUAUCGAAACCACCCAUAUCUCAUCACAUUAGAUCCAUCAGUCUUCCAUGCAGAUCACAUCCUUUGAUUUCCCAGAUCAAAAAUGAGAUCAAUGAGCUCAAAACGUGGUCGUCCAAAUCCGAUAAUCGAACAUCGGCUUGGCUGUGUGACGGCUUGGGUCGUCUCAAAGACGUUCAUGACUCUCUUGAUGAUAUUCUCCAGCUCCCUCAAACACAAGACUCUCUUCGUAACCAACACGACUGGGUCGAGAAGCUUCUCGAAGAUUUGCUUCGUUUUGUUGAUGUUUAUGGCAUCUUUCAGACAUCAGUUUUGGCACUUAAAGAAGAGCAGUUCGCUGCACAGGUGGCUAUAAGAAAAAAAGAUGAUUCAAGAAUAGCUUUGUAUUUAAAAGCUAGAAAAAAGAUGGCUAAAGAGAUGGUUAAACUUGUAUCAACAGUUGGAUGUAUCGGUCAGUACCCAGUUCCAAGAUCCAUGUUGGUGUCAAUUGCAAAUACUGAGUUGGCUGGUGUGGUGAGUGAUGUUGUGGAGGUGACAGUGUUGGUUACAGCAGCUCUUUUUAAUGGAAUUUCAUCAUCAUUUGCGUCGAGAAAAUCUUCUUGGAUGGGGUUGACGUUAAGCAAGAAGGCUAAGAAAAUGAAGGUUGAAGAAUUUCAACAAGUUGGUGUAGAGAGCUUGUGGGGAUUGAGAAAGAAGGGUGAUGAAGACAUAACAAUGGUCUUGAAGAAAAUGCAGCAUUUGGAAGGUUGUAUUUGCAGCGUUGAAAGUGUUAGUGAGAAAGCAUUUAGGAGUCUGAUCAACACUAGGGUUUCACUACUCAACACUCUCACCCAGCAGUAG